AUGGCGUCCUUUGCGCAUUUCCUGCUGGGCUUCGCCCUCUGCUUGGUUCAGCUCGUCGCCGCCAACCCCGAAGAUGGCCUCCCUUCAUACCACUACGGCGCACCCAUCCACGUCGAGUGUAUGAAUCGCAGCUCCGAAACAGGCGAGCACAUCGAGAACUCGAACCACGAAAUCGAAUGGAUUCCCUUCCCUGUCUGCGAAGAGACCAAUAAGCCCCUCGAGUUCCGCUAUGGCCACGAAGGCGAGCUAAACUGCACCAUCCCCAUGGUCUCGGACCCCUUCUUCCAUCUCCUCGAGUUCUUCAUCCAUAACGACGCGCCCCUGGCCUGCCGCCUGCCCGCCCGUCCCGCCCCGGCCGUCGAGAUCAUCGGCGAGAAGCCAUACGAGCAGGAAUACAUCCCCCUCGUCUUCGCCCUCGCCGGCACCCUCCAGCUGAGCCAUCUGCACGUGAGCACCCACAUGAACGUGCUUCUGCACAGCAUGCCGAAGCACCACCUGCGGCCCCACGACUCGGGCGUCCUCGACUCCGGCACCGCCUACAGCACAAGUCCGCUGAGCCACAUGGACGGCAUCUACACAAAGAGGCUCGUCAUCGGUGACCCGUUGCCCCUGCACUUCUCCGUCAGAUGGUUCCCGACCCCCAACCUGCCUAAGUCGGAGGGUCACGUUGAGUGGCAGGGCAUGGGCGGCCACGUGUACGCCAGCACUGUCUUCUAUAUCAUCACGUCCUUCAUCGCGGGCGUGCUCGUCGCGGCGACCUACUUCUUCGGCGUCGUGCUUCCCAAGCGGUUGAGGGGGAGGGGUAUGGGCGGCGCGACGCCCUUGGGCUACGGCCUCAACGGAGUCGGCAAUGGUUGGGGAUACUCUAAAGCCGCCAAGCGGAUGGACUAG
Colletotrichum destructivum is the source of this 891-nucleotide messenger RNA. RefSeq lists its product as uncharacterized. The transcript has 2 exons. The record is from RefSeq and is a predicted model, not a curated record. Lineage: Eukaryota; Fungi; Ascomycota; Sordariomycetes; Glomerellales; Glomerellaceae. Bases 1 to 891 code for a protein of 296 amino acids.